ACCUGAAGGUCUAGAGAAGUUCUAAAAGCAGGCGUUCUUUCAGAGCACUGCAUUGAAGAGCUGCGUUGAUUUGAGCUGGAGCCUACUGGACUGUUCCAGGUUUUCAUCCCAGUAUCAUUUCUUCUAAAACAGUGGCUAUAAGAGAGGACAGAUCUGGUGGACAAAGGACAAAGUUAAACACUUAUUUUGAAAAAUAUUACUUUGGAUGCCACAGAGUGAAGGACACCACGAUUGAGCCAUCUGAGUUUCGAAACCCAUAUAUCGGACAUGACAAAUAUGAAAAUAAACAUCAAAUAGGAGUACAUCACUGUACAGAUCCUUACAGUGGAAUUAACCACCGUGCUUUCGAGGAAAACUGUAUAUCAGAGGCUAUUGCUGUUGGAUCUGAGAGUUUACAGUCAUGUCUCCGUUCCUGAGGAUAGGUUUUUCGAGUUUUGAGAUGGACCCAGGGCUUGCCUACCAUGAAGAAGUACUCAAUCCAUACUGUGCUGUCUACAUGAAAGAAGCUGUGGAGACUGAAAAGGGUCAGGUGUACAAACAGAAGCGGCCCACCAUGUAUCCCCCCUGGAGCAGCACAUUUGAUGCUCACGUCCACAGAGGACGAGUAAUGCAUGUGGUGGUCAAGGACAAGACGGCUGAGCUAAAGACGGAGGCUACUGUUCAACUCGACACCCUCGCUUCACGCUGUAAGAAAGAGAACGGCAAAUUGGAGAUCUGGGUUGAACUGAAGCCACAGGGUCGCUUAUUGAUGGAAGCGCACUAUUUUUUGGAGAGGAGUGACGCUUCAGGUCACGGUGAAGGAGAUGGAGAAACCGAACGGGAAAAAGAAGGAGUGUUCGCACUGCAUCACAGACGAGGAGCCAUCAAACAGGCUAAAGUUCAUGUGGUCAAAUGUCACGAGUUUACCGCCACCUUUUUCCCUCAGCCGACCUUCUGUUCAGUCUGCAAGGAGUUUGUCUGGGGCCUGAAUAAACAGGGAUAUCAGUGUCGGCAAUGCAAUGCUGCCAUCCAUAAAAAGUGUAUCGACAAAGUCAUCGCCAAAUGCACAGGCUCAGCAAUAAACAGUAAAGAAACCAUGAUCCAUAAAGAACGUUUUAAGAUUGACAUGCCUCACAGGUUUAAAGUGUAUAACUACAUGAGCCCGACAUUCUGUGAGCACUGCGGAACCUUGUUGUGGGGUCUUGCUCGGCAGGGCCUUAAAUGUGAAGAGUGUGGUAUGAAUGUUCACCAUAAAUGUCAGAGGAAAGUAGCAAACCUUUGUGGCAUCAACCAGAAGUUAAUGGCAGAGGCCCUGGCUAUGAUUGAGAGCACUCAACAGCAGGCUCGCAGCUCACGGGAUAAUGAGAUUGUUGGUCGAGAGGGUCCAGUGGGCGUAAGUCAGGCAGGGGUCACUAGAGAGCCUUCAGGCCACUUACCAAUUUCACCCCUCACGCCUGCACCCCCUCUACCACGCAAAGAGCAUCAAGGUAUUUCAUGGGACACUCCGGCUGAGGGCCGCAGGCCAAGUCUUGAACAGUCUGAACCCCUGUACGCCACCCCACGCAAAGAGCAUCACAAAUUCAACCUAGAUCAUUUUACUCUGCAUAAGAUGCUGGGCAAGGGAAGCUUUGGAAAGGUAUUGCUGGCUGAGCUGAAAGGCACAGGGCAGUUUUUUGCAGUAAAGGCAUUGAAGAAGGAUGUAGUUCUGAUGGAUGAUGAUGUUGAAUGCACUAUGGUGGAGAGGAGAGUGCUGUCUCUGGCCUGGGAACACCCCUUUCUCACACACCUCUACUGCACCUUUCAGACCAAGGAAAAUCUUUUCUUCGUGAUGGAGUACUUAAAUGGGGGCGACUUAAUGUUCCACAUCCAGGCCUGCCACAGAUUUGACCUCCCACGGUCCACGUUCUAUGCAGCUGAGAUCGUUUGUGGGCUGCAGUUUCUACAUUCUAAAGGCAUUGUGUACAGAGAUCUUAAGCUGGAUAACAUUUUGCUAGACAUCGAUGGUCACAUAAAGAUUGCAGAUUUUGGCAUGUGUAAAGAGAACAUGUUUGGAGAAGCUAGAACGUGCACCUUCUGUGGAACCCCAGACUACAUCGCUCCUGAGAUUCUACUUGGGCAGAAAUAUGGGACUUCUGUAGACUGGUGGUCAUUUGGUGUCCUUCUGUAUGAGAUGUUGAUAGGCCAGUCCCCAUUUCAUGGCCAUGAGGAGGAAGAGUUGUUUCAGUCGAUUCGCACAGAUGACCCGUGCUACCCACGCUGGUUAAGUAGAGACGCAAAUGAUAUUCUUGUAAAGCUAUUUGUCCGGGAACCAGAGCGAAGGCUGGGUGUGAAAGGAAAUAUAAGACAGCAUGCAUUCUUCAGAGACACAGACUGGAACGCACUAGAGAAACGGCAGGUGGAGCCGCCCUUCAGGCCAACAGUGAAAUCAGCAGGUGACUGUAGCAACUUCGAUAAGGAGUUCAUAAAUGAGAAGCCUCGACUUUCCGUCACAGACCGUAUCAUCAUCAACAGCGUGGACCAGACCAUGUUCAACAACUUCUCCUUCAUCAACCCCGCCAUGGCCCAUCUCAAGAGCCCCUGACUCGCACACAAACAAAGGACAUUUGUGCAAAUACUGUGAAAACCUCCAAACCAAAAGGCAAACACUCACCUGAACAUCAUGUCAGUCUCUAGUCAACCUCAUUUAAUGCUAUGGUCAGUAAAUAAAAGACACAGUAGUGUCAAAUUAUGUCAUAUAAUAUAAGUUGCAUAUUGUAAUUAUUAUAUUAUUUGGUGCCUCCUUGCCUCCUUUUUUGAGGUGCAACACAAAAAAAGCAUUUGAACUAGCAAAAGAAGAACGUGUUGGUUUAUAAACAAGAAGGUAAUAUUGAGCAACAUAUAUUAUAGACACAUUAUUGCCUACUUAUAUUUUUGCUCCGCCACUGUUCUAACAAACUUAAAACAGGUAUAAAUCACAAGUGUUUUUUCAAUCCUUACCCGAAGAUACAAUAUGUAAGUUUUCACCGCUA
Sinocyclocheilus rhinocerous is the source of this 2987-nucleotide messenger RNA. Its product is annotated as protein kinase C theta type-like. The transcript has 18 exons. The coding region runs from base 401 to 2560 and encodes 719 amino acids. The record is from RefSeq and is a predicted model, not a curated record. Gene Ontology annotation, molecular function: ATP binding; diacylglycerol-dependent serine/threonine kinase activity. NCBI's taxonomy places the organism in Eukaryota, Metazoa, Chordata, Actinopteri, Cypriniformes, Cyprinidae. Gene Ontology annotation, biological process: protein phosphorylation.